AUGAGUUCUUAUAUGCCAACACGAUAUGCUACUCUUGCACCUCGCUCGAUCAUGAACAAGCAUAGGAAUACACAGAGCCCGGUUCUUAAAAAACCUCCUCUUCCAAUUUCGCCUGAAUUUGAUUCAGUCUUAGCAGCUCAUGCUCCCAAGGAUAGCGAUUCAGUAGAUCGCUCAGAGUGGCUCAACAAGAUUCUUGAAUUACAUCCCGAAAUCAAGUCUUUGCGCGAGAGCGUAAAUCCAAUAUGCAGAGCCGCUGAAUUUGGAAGGCUAUAUUUACCAUCAAACAGAUAUAUUCCUCAUGAUGUUACUUUAGCUUUAAUUUCACAGCAUUUUCGUACUUUAGGUUUAACAGAAUCGCAAGCAGCCUUACACAAUGAGUGGGGAAGUGAUUUCAAUAUUCCUCCUCACAAGUUAGAAUCCCAGCUUGCGUUACUGAUCCAAAGAGGUAUCUAUCGUGCAGAAAAAUUCUGGGAAUUAUCCAUUCCAUCUAUUCACACUCCACCGACACCAAAACUGACUCAAGUUGCCCUCGAUGAAGCCAUUUCUACGAUCAUUGGUGCCUCUUCCAGCGUUGUUGAAGAUUCGAAUCCAAUUGAAAAUGAAAAACCAUAUGAUCCUGCUUUUUACAUUACAGAAUUGGAUACAGAAAAUUCCGAGAAGACAGAAAACGCAUCAGAGAAUACAAGCAAGGAACCUCUUGAAGCUUCUCUCAAUCAAAUCAUUUUUUACGUUACGGAUCCAAGCAUUACAAACGCUUCCGAAGUUCUUAAUGCUCUGAUUCUCACAAUCCAGUCCCUCACCUCAUCCCGAGUCUUCUUCUUCAAAAUAAGAGAUAGAAUUCGCCAAACUUUAUCUCAACUCGAAGAAGUCCAGAAGAACAGUAAUCGUCAAUCCUCAUCGAAUCUUGAGGAGCUCAGCGAUGAAGACAAGAAGAAUAUUUCAAGGGCUGAGCGUUGCGUCCAACUUUCAAUCAGAUUAUUCAAGGCCUGGGUUAAAAGCGCCCUUCAAGACCUUGAGCCUCAGAUUAUUGACAUGGCACAGCAGUUUGUUGACAACGAAUUAAUGGAAAAAUACUCAACACACGUUUCAAAUAUUUUCGAACGCAAAAAUUCAGUUUCUCCACAAAUGACAUCCGCGAAAUCUCCUCAGAAACCACCACCAGCAGUAGAUAUCGGUAACUGUCCGAACUUGUGGACAGGCGGUUUCGACUUAUUCGAUCUUCCAAUUACAGAACUUGCCAGACAGUUAACUUUCUGGUCAUACACGAGAUACUACAACAUCAAGCGCGACGAGUUACUCGAUGGAGCUUGGGAAAAACCACGUCUUAAGUACAGAGCUCCAAAUGUCAUUGCCUUGACUCAACAUUACAACAAAUUAACAAGCUGGGUCGCACAUACUAUCCUCAGCGAGCAGAAUUUCAGACGGCGAAUCGAAAAGAUGAACAAAAUUAUUCAAUUGAUGAAAGCACUUUUCGGUGACAACAAUUUCCUUGAUGGAAUGGGUGUAUUGGGUGGCCUUGGAUCUAACGCCAUCUUCCGCUUGAAAUACCAUUUCUCCCAGAUCGCAAUUGACAGAAAAGAGUACUUGGAGAAGAUGGAAGUCCAAUGCUCGCCAGACAAAGGCUUCUUACAACUCAGAAAGAUGCAGGAUGAAGCAGUUUUGAACGGAAAACCUGCAUUACCUUAUCUCGGAAUUCUUCUUGCGGAUCUCUUCAAGUACGAAGAGAACGUUCAGUUGUGGGUCAACGGACUUAUCAACUGCAGAAAGAUCAAGGGUCUUUACAACUUCAUUUCAAAGAUUUUGGAAUUCAAGAGGACAAACUACUUCUAUUUGUCAAUCGACCAGGUCCAGGAGAAGAUAGACAACAUGGAAAUCUACGAUCCAGACUUACUCUUUGAAAUGUCCCUCGAUGUUGAAAAAGAUGGAGCUCUAUCUGCCGCUGACUGCAAGGACACACCAUUGCCAACUCAAUCAGCUAAGUAG
Messenger RNA from Trichomonas vaginalis G3, 1983 nucleotides. RefSeq names its product guanyl-nucleotide exchange factor protein. The record is from RefSeq and is a predicted model, not a curated record. Gene Ontology annotation, biological process: small GTPase-mediated signal transduction. Gene Ontology annotation, molecular function: guanyl-nucleotide exchange factor activity. Bases 1 to 1983 code for a protein of 660 amino acids. The transcript has a single exon. NCBI's taxonomy places the organism in Eukaryota, Parabasalia, Trichomonadida, Trichomonadidae.